CCCAUCCUCUCUCCUCCGUCUACUCCUCACCGACCUCCCUUCUCACACUUCUGGCGCGGGAUACAGGCAUGCCAGCCCGCCUCCCCGCGCCCUUGAUAUACUUGCAGGGCCUGCUCCGGCCGGCCCUGCUCCGCCCCGACCUGCGCGCUCCGAGCAUAGCGCAAGUUGACUGGGCGGGUCUGCGCGCCGCGGGGUACAAUGCUGUCGUGAUAGACAAGGACAACUGCGUUACCCUCCCGCACUCCGACGCCUGCUUCCCAGCCUACACAUCAGCAUGGGCGAACCUGAAAGCCACCUUCCCCGGCCGCGUGCUGAUGGUGUCCAACAGCGCUGGAUCAGCAAAGGACCGCGGGGGCAUCGGCGCCGAAGCCCUCUCCAUGAACUUGCAUGUGCCCGUUCUCGCACACCGCCAGCCCAAGCCGGCAUGCGCGGCCGACGUGAUAGCGUACUUCGCUGGCCGGCUAGGCGCGCCAAAGCUUACACGAGACACGGUGCCCGAGCUCGCGCACGCCGCUGUCGAAGAGGAGACGGCGGAGCAGGAGCUGCUCGCCAAAUGGCGGUGGAGCGUGGAAGAGGGUCCUCUCGCCGGACGGUUGCUCAAAGGCACGCUGGAGGAGCGCAUGGUGGCGGCGCAGUAUCGCGUCCCGCCGCCGGGGACGGAGUGGGACGCGAGCAUCGACGCGGCGAUGGAGACCAAGUCGCGCGCCGAGAUGCAGCGCGACACGGAGAAGAAGGGCGAAGAAGCCAAGCCCGCGACCGAAGACGAGGCGCUGCGCGUCCUCGUCGUCGGCGACAGGCAGUUCACGGAUGUGCUCCUCGCGCGCCGCCUCGAGCUGUACGGCGCGCACGCCAGCGCCAUCCUCACCACCGCGCUCCCGCAGCCCGCGGACGUGCGCCCCCUCCGCAAGCUCGAGCACUACCUCGCACCAGGGGAUACGGAGCAGGCGCGCAGCCUCGCCUCGUUCGUGCGGAUCGACCCGCCGCCGCCGCCCAGCACCCACCCCGCGGGGUUGGCGCGCUUGAACCCUCUUGCGCAGGCACGCGCCGCGUGGGCCGACUGGACGGCGGACACACCCGCGGUCCAGCUCGACCCGCGGAGCGGGACGUGGAAGCCCAAGCCGUUGUUUGUGGCUGGCGUGCGCACGCUUGGUGCGGGGUUACGCCUUAUCGGCGCUUUUGCGCGGAGAGGAGGUGCUUGGGCAUGGGUCCACAUCCGCCGUGAAUCCCAGAAGGGGUGGGCCGCGACCAAGGCCAAGGUCGGAGAGAUGCGCGCCGAGCACCGUGCCAGGAGAGAGGCGGCGCGUGAAGCCAAGCUCGCGGAAGCCAAGGCGGACGCUGAUGCCGCGGCCAUGGCGCGCGCCGAAACCAACGCUGUCGCCGAAGCCAAGGUCGCUGCCAAGGCCGCGCUGGAGGAGAAGGGGAGGUUGCAACCCGCACAGUAGAAACGAUGCAGCACUAGAACGCAAGGCUCGCUCUCACCGCUCUCGCCUACUCCCACCUCGUCAAAUUACAAAGUGUGCAUAAUGAUACAGGCAUCCAGGUCACGGAUACAGUGUAGAACGCAUGUCCGUACUCAGAAGGGGAAACCGUCGCGGCCCGACCACGUCAUCGGGGUAGGCAGUGUAGGGGGAACUCGGGGAAGUUUCAACUCUGUUUGCGUGAGCCUUCUCCAAUACUGGAGGGGAUAAAAGAGGGAGAUGUACCUUGUUGAACUCGGAAGAAGGUCCGACUCUUCUUGCGCG
This is a messenger RNA of Cutaneotrichosporon oleaginosum, 1742 nucleotides long. RefSeq lists its product as uncharacterized. The record is from RefSeq and is a predicted model, not a curated record. NCBI's taxonomy places the organism in Eukaryota, Fungi, Basidiomycota, Tremellomycetes, Trichosporonales, Trichosporonaceae. Gene Ontology annotation, molecular function: phosphatidylglycerophosphatase activity.